Messenger RNA from Morone saxatilis (striped sea-bass), 1812 nucleotides. Its product is annotated as noelin-2-like. The record is from RefSeq and is a predicted model, not a curated record. NCBI's taxonomy places the organism in Eukaryota, Metazoa, Chordata, Actinopteri, Moronidae. Gene Ontology annotation, biological process: signal transduction.
GCUCAGCCACAGCGUCUUACUGCCAGGCAAAGGAAGGAGUCCAGGAAACACACAGACACACACACACACACACACACACACAGCUCAGUAGGAUCUAAGCAGCUGUUUCCAGGAGCAUCUCCUGCAGCCUGAGCCGAGCGUUGGAUGUUUGGACUUGAUGCAUCUUCACAUGGCGGCAUCUGGAGUGGCUUGUGAUCCAGGAUUUAUUCUCUAACCUGUGGCAGUGUAGGAGCGGAGACUCAAGCAGUGGGACGAUCCCGGGCUGUGGUUUUAUCACCAAACACUGACUUUGGAUUGUAGAUCUGAAAAGUCUUGAGCUUGUACACAAGAUUUUACCUGUAACAUCAUGUUGUGUACCUGCUGGUUUUAGCAUGACUGCUGUCAACAGUUUGGACUGUGUGUGAGAGCCAGCCAGUGUUUCUGUUUGUGUGUGUGUGGUGUGUGGAUGUGUGCGUGUCAGGAUGAGUGUUCCCAUGUUGAAGAUUGGCGCGGUGCUCAGCACCAUGGCUAUGGUAACUAACUGGAUGUCCCAGACUCUGCCGUCGCUGGUCGGACUCAAUGGAACCAUCAUCUCCUCUGAGGGCACACAUGAGCGUAUCGUCAGUGGUUUGUACCCGGGCUCAGAGGAGGGCUGGCAGGUGUACAGCACAGCUUCAGAUCCUGACGGCAGGUGUGUUUGCACGGUGGUCGCUCCGGCACGGAACCUCUGCAAACGAGACCCUCGGAGUCGACAACUUCGCCUGCUGACUGAACAGGUUCAGAAUGUGAGUCAGUCCAUGGAGGUUGUAGACCUGCGGACAUCCAGAGAUCUACAGUACGUCCGUGACACUGAGCCGCUGCUGAGAGGAGUGGACGGACGUUUACACACUUACGUGGCCAACCCCCGCACUCUGACGGCUAAGGGCCUGCAGGAGUUAAAGGGCCAGAUGUCUCAGCUACGGCCCCUUCUGUCAGUGGUGGAGCAGUACAGAUUGGACCUGCAGACGCUGGCCACCCUGCGACUGGAGCUCCUCAACCUGUCAAUCAUCCUGACAGCCAUUCAGGAAGAGAUAGGAGCGUACGACUACGAGGAGCUUCAGCAGAGGGUUUUACUGCUGGAGACCAGGCUGCACAGCUGCAUGAACAAACUCGGUGUGGUCGAUGGACGGCUACUAUAAAGGCAGGCGUGUGCUGGAGUACAGAACCAUGGGGGAUUUCACAAAAGGGCAGAACUUUGUGCAGCAUCUGUUGCCCCACCCCUGGGCAGGAACCGGACAUGUGGUUUACAACGGGUCGCUCUACUACAACAAACACCAGAGCAACAUCCUGGUUCAGUACCAUUUCCGCUCUCGCAGCGUGUUGCUCCAGCGCAGUCUUAGUGGAGCCGGGUACAACAACACAUUUCCCUACAGCUGGGGAGGAUCCUCUGACAUCGACCUCAUGGCUGAUGAGAUGGGACUCUGGGCCGUCUAUACCUCCAUCCCAAAUGCUGGAAACAUAAUGGUGAGUCGUCUGGACUCUCGCUCGCUGGAAGUCCUCCAGAGCUGGGACACCGGGUUUCCUAAGCGCAGCGCAGGGGAGGCCUUCAUGAUCUGCGGCACCCUGUAUGUCACCAACUCCCACCUGGCCGGGGCCAAGGUCCACUUUGCCUACCACACCAACUCCUCCACGUACGAGUACACUGACAUCCCCUUCCACAACCAGUACUCCCACAUCAGCAUGAUGGACUACAACCCCAGAGAAAGAGCGCUGUACACCUGGAACAACGGACACCAGGUUCUCUACAAUGUCACAUUGUUUCACCGUCAUCCACGAGUGACGCUCAGCCUGUGA